CAGGAAAUGCCGUGACUAGGUCGAGGGAAGGGUCAUCUCUACAACUUUCGUGCCUCUACGAUGUCGGUGGAGUCUUGCCGGGGAAGAACCUGCAUUGCUGCAAUGUUGGAAGCGGACGUCCAGACCCUCGUCCACCGCUUCUAUGCCCUUCAGAGUGAACGGGUCGAAGCCUACCAUCUCUUUGAAGAGGGCCACCGGGCGUAUCUCCGAAGCGGCCCCGACUACGACUUCGCCCGCUACCGCCAGCUAGUGCACGAGAUCACCCAGGCCUUCAGCGGGAUCUCGCGGGAGAUCCUGCAGAUCAAAGAGCAGCUGGAGGGACCCCGCGGGCGGCCAGACCUCGCCCAGCACCUGGGGCGCCUCCAGGAGAAGGAGAAGGAGAAGCUCGAGCUGACAGCUCAGCUGCAGCUCGCCAAACAAAACGCUCAAGACCACCCCAGCGUCGAAGCCCACCCACAAGAGGUUCGGGAGCUGAAGCAGAAGCUAAUUCAAACCAUCGAGGCAAUCAGCGAAAUUCUCCAGGAUUUCAAGUACGAUUCCGAAGAAAGCACUUGACGGGACGUCCCAAAGGAAGGCGAUUUUUCGGCGGAGGGGGAGAGGAACACCCCCCUGCAAGCAAGCAACGUUCGGCUUUCUCUCUCCCCCCCCAACCCCCCGCCCUUCUGCCCGAUUCCUUACCCGGUCUGGGUUCUGACCUGCCUCGCACGCAGGCCCCGACGCGAGGGGCUCAGCCGGACGUGCCUUGGCCCCCCGCCCGGCACGAAAGGCUCCAGACCCACGCCGAACAAGCCCAAUAAAGACUUCUCUCUAGACCGGCUGGAGGUGGAGAUGUGGGGCAGCGGAUGGGGAGCCGAGGAACGUUCUCGCCCUCUGUUUGGAGUCAAUAAAAGCCAGCCUCGUUUUCUUGUGUGGGACUCUUUUCUCCAAACCCAAAUCUGUUCCGCCGGGACGUGCGA
Zootoca vivipara (common lizard) is the source of this 956-nucleotide messenger RNA. RefSeq names its product required for excision 1-B domain containing (gene REX1BD). Lineage: Eukaryota; Metazoa; Chordata; Lepidosauria; Squamata; Lacertidae. The record is from RefSeq and is a predicted model, not a curated record.